Messenger RNA from Lingula anatina, 2731 nucleotides. RefSeq lists its product as uncharacterized. The record is from RefSeq and is a predicted model, not a curated record. NCBI's taxonomy places the organism in Eukaryota, Metazoa, Brachiopoda, Lingulata, Lingulida, Lingulidae.
UAAUCACUGAAAGUAGUUUUACGGAAAGUUGAAUUGAUUUGAGACAAGUUUUCUAGGAUGAUCAAGCUUUCAUGGGAUCACUUACUCUUAAGAUGUUGCUGGGUUGUUACAGUAGGCUUUCAUCACAUGUUCGUUUUUAAAUGCCAGCAAUAACAACAGCCAGAAAAUGCAUGAGUACUAAAAUAAAGGAGAGGGACACAUUACAGAAAGCAAAGAGAACCUGCAUGUACAUGUACGAGCAUUGAAGCAAAACCAUGUCUACUACUUCUGGGUCUUCUGUGAUGACUAGAAGUAGAACUCGAAAGGCAGUCAAUACAGAAUUUGCUCAAGAGCCUAAAAGGCUUAAAGAACUUAAGAAACGAAAUGAUGACACUGGAAUAAAAACUCGAUCAAGAAAGGGGCGCAGUACAUUGAAUGCUCUUUCUGACAAGAAGAAGGAAUCAAAUAACAUGCACAAGGUGAAAUCUGGAACCAGAAGAAAAUGUCCAUUAAAAAAUAGAUCUAACAAGAAGAACAGUGUAUUGGACACCUCAUCUAAUAAGAAAACCAUGGCGAAAGAUCAACAAAGGGUUAUUAAAUCCAAGGAAUCCAUACAGCCUUCAACAAUUAAAGUUGGGGAGAAAAAUACACGUGUGUGCACUUUAUGUGGUUAUGCCUCAUCUCAUAAACGUCACAUGAAAGACCACAUUGUCAGUGUUCAUUGUAAAGCAAGGCCAUUUGAAUGUAGCCACUGUGUGUAUGCAUGCAAAGUGAAGUCCAAUAUUAAAUCUCAUUAUCAUAACAUGCAUAAAUUACUGCCUACUUCGAAAGAGGCAGAGAAAUGGGAAAAAAUUGAAACAACAUUUUAUGGGGAUCUUGUUGAUAGAUUAUCAGAAGUGCAGCCUAAGGAUUCAAUCCGUGCUACUCCUGAGCCAGAGGAUGCCAACACAGUUGAUUCUGGUGAGAAAAGUGCAUUAAAUGAAGGCAGAGAGGAUUUUGAAUGUAUCAAGUGUGACCACAAAGCAAAACAUGAAGAUGAGGUCAUCAUACAUUACAUAUCAGAACACAUGGAGAAGCACUUGUCUUGCCAAGAGUGCAGUGAAUCAUUCAGCAUCAUGCUGGAUCUGUUGAAGCACUACAGUGAGUUGCAUCCUGAUGUUGUAAUCCCACAGGUACAACAAGAUACCUGGAGAAGUAUCGAUUCUAAAAAUAUAGACACUGCAAAAAAUCUACCAUGCUUUAAGAGUCCAUCUUUGAUUAGUAAAAAGAAAUUAAAACGUACCAGAUUCAUGAAGCAUAAACCAAGGAAAAUAUAUGCGUGUAUUCAUUGUGAGUAUAUAUCCUCCCACAAGAGCCAUUAUUUUGACCAUGUGGAACAACACAAUAAGACCUGUGAUUUUUCUUGUGAAGAGUGUUCAAAACAGUUCAAAACAAACCAUAACCUGCGACAGCAUAGGCGUCUUGUGCAUAACAAAGACAAAAAACAAUGUCCUAAGUGCCUUGACCUUUUUUCCACUGUAGAGUUGGAAAACCACAGACAGAGUUGUAUGGCUGAAUCCAAAGGAUGGGUUUGCUCAGUAUGUAAGAUGACUUUGCACAGUUGGUCUGCUCUCCGAAAACAUAAACAGUCUCACAGCAAAGAUGAGAAAGAUGCAGCCUUGUCAUGCAAUGAAUGCCAGCAGGUAUUUGCCAAUGUUCGCAACCUUCGCAUGCAUGUUGAAAACAUACAUCAGAAACUCAAGAGAUUCAAAUGUGAGUCUUGUGACAAGCAAUUUUACUUGCAGAAAGAUUAUAAAAUGCAUAUGAAACGACACCAAGGUGAGAAGAAUCACACAUGCUCAGACUGUACCAAGCAGUUUUACACUUUUCAAGAACUAAAACAACAUAGACUUGUACACACUGGUGACAAACCUUACCCAUGUUCAUUUUGCAGAGAAAAAUUUCGAGAUCGUUCUACGAGGAUGCGACAUCAGCAACUUCAUCAACCAGUAAAAACAAUGCACACCUGUGUCACGUGCCAGCGCAGCUUUGCUCGCAAAGAUAAUUUAGCAGCUCACAUGCGCAAUGGAAUAUGUUCCAAAGGGUUGGCAAAAGGAAAACUGCUGUUAGAAGACGACAAGCAAAAGGAGACCACAGCAACUGCAGGCACAGAGGAAGGAACUCCAAUGGAAUCAUUUUCUCUGACAAUUCAGGGCCAAACAAGUGGAGAAAAUGAAGAGCUGAUAGGACAGGUGCUGCAGUUGUUGGCCAACUCCAAUGUAGGAAAUGGAGGAAAUGUUCAAAUACAGAUAAUUCCUCAAGAGGACGGUGCCCAGGAGAGAUAUGUGAUCAGUGUUUGUACAGACAGUGUGCCUGGUGCAGAAGAACAGUUGCCACAAAAUCCAGUUGUCAUUGAGGAGCCUGUCCAGGCUGCAGUUGAGGACUCCACAGGGGAUGGGCAGCUACAGGAGGUGGAUGCUAACUUUGCUCCUCCAUGUAAUCCCAAUACAGGGCUGAACAUUCUCCUGAAUGGAAAUGAAGUUCAGAGCUUAAUAGUGCUGCCACAGAAUGAACCACCAGCAGCAAUAGGGGAUGUGGAAUCGAGCAUGCAGCAAACAUAUGAUGUUGAUAGUUCUGUAAUUUCGUUGAACUCAUUGGAAGUGGGUAAUGCACAUGUGGUUGAUGAAAUGUCCUAGGACACGAAUUAAUUUUUCACAGACUGUCAUAUAAAAUUAAUGUAUUAAUAAGUGGGGAAAAGUUAAUUUAAAAACAA